CGUCGGCCAUCAUGCGAAACCUCGGCACAGCUCGUCCUCAUAUAGGUCGGUCCUGAGUCGCGGUGCGACCUUGUUACUGUUUCCAACAUUGUUCAUACUUUCCCUAUUCCUCUAGAUACCUAUCUCUCCAACAUCGGUUAUUUGAACACAUCUGUCUCUAACUGCCUACCCUGUCGCAUCGCUACAAUGGCUUCACCACAGAAGAUCCGAACGCCGAUAACCGAUCUUUUCAAGAUCCAGCAUCCGGUCCUCCUGGCCGGCAUGAACGUCGCUGCCGGCCCUAAGCUCGCUGCCGCGGUCACGAACGCCGGAGGGCUCGGUGUCCUCGGAGGGAUCAACUACACCCCGGAAAUGCUUCGGGAUCAGAUCGACGAGUUGAAGAGCCACCUGACGGACAAGAAGGCGCCGUUUGGAGUCGACCUGCUGCUCCCUCAGGUUGGAGGCAACGCACGGAAAACAAACUACGAUUACACAAAGGGCAAGCUAAAUGAGAUGGUCGAUAUCAUCAUUGAGUCUGGCGCCAAGUUGUUCGUCUCCGCGGUCGGCGUCCCCCCGAAGGCCAUCGUCGAGAAGCUCCACAAAGCUGGUAUCGUCUACAUGAACAUGGUUGGACAUCCGAAACAUGUCAAGAAGUGCCUCGACCUUGGCUGCGAUAUCAUCUGCGCCCAGGGCGGGGAGGGCGGUGGCCACACCGGUGACAUCCCCACCACCGUGCUGAUCCCCGCCGUCGUCGACAUCUGCAAGGGCCACACCAGCCCCCUGACUGGCAAGCCGGUUCAGGUGAUCGCAGCGGGCGGCAUCCACAACGGCCAGCUGCUGGCCGCGGCGCUGAUGAUGGGCGCCAACGCCGUCUGGGUCGGCACUCGGUUCGUCCUGUCGGAGGAGGCGGGUGCCCCCGAGUCACACAAGGAGGCAGUCCGCACCGCGGGCUUCGACGACAAUGUCCGGACGCUCAUCUUCACAGGGCGGCCGCUGCGCGUGCGGACCAACCCCUAUAUCGAGAACUGGGAGACGGAGCGCCAGCAGGAGAUCAAGGAGCUGACCGCGAAGGGCGUGAUCCCGUACGAGGUCGACCUGGACAAGGUCAUGGCUGGCGAGAUGGACACCCCGCCGACAAAGGCGGGUGCCUCCAAGGCGGAUGGCGAGGAGGAUGUCGAUGUCGACGACCUGAUGGAUCAGUUCCGGCCUUUCUUGAUGGGCAAGUGCGCCGCGGUGGUCAACGAGAAGAAGUCCGCGAAGGAGAUCGUCGACGAGUUUGUCAACGAUGCGGCUGCUGUGAUCCAAAGGGGCAACAAGAUGGUUGCCAAGUUGUAAAUAUCGCCCACCUAACCUACCCACCUACUCAUUUCCGGCCGGUUUGGAUCCGCCCGUACCUGGAUUGAUGGAAUCAGUACCUGUAUACAUAUUCAUUCAGCUUAUUUUGCCGAGUUCUAGAUACCGGUAGCCUUUUUAACACGUCUUUGUUUCCCCGUUUAAAACAAUGGAAGAACUUGAUAUACUUCUUUGUGAAUGUGAAUACUGGCCUGUUUGAGACCAGUUUGAGACCCAGGAAACCGAGGGACACAGGAAGAGAGCAACUAGACCGCCAGUCCGUCGGACCAUCAACUAACCAACCUGGUGUUCUAAG
Molecule: messenger RNA, 1627 nt
Organism: Phialemonium atrogriseum
Lineage: Eukaryota; Fungi; Ascomycota; Sordariomycetes; Cephalothecales; Cephalothecaceae
Product: putative nitronate monooxygenase
Exons: 3
Coding region: 187-1314 (375 amino acids)
Molecular function (GO): nitronate monooxygenase activity
Source: RefSeq, a predicted model, not a curated record